Messenger RNA from Annulohypoxylon truncatum, 2492 nucleotides. RefSeq names its product ferric reductase like transmembrane component-domain-containing protein. The coding region runs from base 175 to 2052 and encodes 625 amino acids. Gene Ontology annotation, molecular function: ferric-chelate reductase activity. The transcript has 3 exons. Gene Ontology annotation, biological process: intracellular iron ion homeostasis; iron ion transport; copper ion import. NCBI's taxonomy places the organism in Eukaryota, Fungi, Ascomycota, Sordariomycetes, Xylariales, Hypoxylaceae. The record is from RefSeq and is a predicted model, not a curated record. Gene Ontology annotation, cellular component: plasma membrane.
AACCUUGACUUGGAGAAAAACGAGCAUUGAUCCAAGUGAGUACAAAAUGUCUGUGUUGUCUCAGAAGUCGCCGCCUGCCGUCACGUUCUCUCUUCCUCCCCACUACCAUUCCUAUCCCAAGCGCGUUCGUCUGCGUCUGCCACCGAUAACACCACAGCGAGAGCGACGGUGACAAUGUCGAUGUCUAUGGGCGACGACCACAGCAUGGGGAACGUGACCGGGCUCCCCCUAUCCGACCCACGCUGCGAUAGCGACGCCUGCGAUGCUUUCAAAGCCGCGCAUCAGGCCUCCCAGGCUGCUGUGUCGUACGACCACCAAUACGAUUACGGGCACUACACGACUUGGUACUACCUCGCUGUUAUCGGCGUCGCCACGGUCGUGUAUUCCUACCGUCUAUACCGGAACCGCAUAGCACGUUCCAGGACGUCUACUCCGCAGCAGUCCGGAAGAACGACAUCGACGCUGGCUCAUAAGAUCCUGGCCGUGUGCCGUUUUGUCAACUACCGCCACUCCAAGGGUCCCGUAUCCGACUACUUCGGCUUCCCGUCGCUAGGGACGCUGGCCUUCCUCGGCAUAACAUCGCUGUUCCUACUACUCAUGACGUUCUUGGUCCACCCGUACUAUCGCGGCCGCCGGGGCUACGGCUCGCCACCCCUUGCCGUGAGGACGGGUCUGAUGGCGCAGGCGCUGACUCCUAUUAUCGUUGCUCUUGCGGGAAAGGUCAACUUCAUCACCAUGCUUACGGGCAUCAGCCACGAGAAGCUGAAUGUUUUCCACCGCUGGGUCUCGUACAUGUGUCUGUUCCUGAGCAUCGUCCAUACGGUACCUUUCAUAGUCCAACCCCUGAAGGAUGGCGGGGCUGCUGCGCUUCGGAAGCAGUAUUAUAAACCCGGUGGUAUGGAGUAUACCGGAACUCCACCGUUAGGUAUCUUAGUAGGCAUCGUCGUGCUCUCUAUCCCAUGGAUUCGUCAUCGAUUCUACAAUUUCUUCUACCGGCUACACAUCCCCAUGUACGUCGUGUACUUGGGCCUUCUGUUCUGGCACUCGAAGCAGGAGAAGGACUCGUGGGUGUACCUAUACGCGACGCUCGCGAUCUGGCUAGCUUCGUGUCUCGUGCGUCUCUUUUACAAAUGGCAGACCUUCAGCAUUUUCCGGGAUUGGUUUCACGGUCUCCCGUCGAGAGUGGAAGAGCUUCCAGGUGGAAUGACCAAAGUAACAGUUCUGGCACCGGCGGACUUCCGAUGGAAGCCCGGGCAACACUGCUGGAUCCGAAUACCUCACUUAUCUAUCCUGCAGAACCACCCUUUCACAAUUGCGAACUUGCCAAAGAUUCCGAGCGCGGGUAUAAAAAGGGACUCAGACGUGCAGGAAAUAAUUUUGUACGUCCGAGCACACCAAGGCCUCACUCUCGACUUGCUGAAGUCCGUCGAGAACCACGACAUCGUUGAAGAUCGAGGACGGUCGGUUUCUAUCCACGUCGAUGGCCCAUACGGAGGAAUAGUAGAAGAUGUCCCCGCUCUGUACGAAUCCUUGAUAUUCGUCGCAGGUGGCAGUGGAAUAUCAGCGUGCCUCCCAUGGAUCCAAUAUACCGCGCGGCGCGUCGCCGAAGGUUCAGCAGCGGCCAAGAACAUUCAUCUCAUUUGGAUGGUUCGAUACGCGAGCCAAAUACAAUGGAUAACGGAAGAGUUGGAGCCUCUUAUCAAUGCUCAUCCAGAUCUGAUACAAGUAGACUUCUUCGUGACGAACUCGAGCUCGCCGACGGUUACGAGCACGGACUCGGAGAAGAAUUCCGACGGCGGAGUCGUUGGUGGUAAGCCAAGCGAGAAGAGCACAACGACAGUUAGUCCAAAACUUGGACAAGUCCAUAAUGAACGCCCCUACUUGCCUAACAUACUCCCUCCUCUCCUAACUGCGCGACGAUGUUUUAUUCUCGGCUGUGGUCCGGAGAGCCUGAGAACAGAUCUCGCAAAUGCGGCAUCGGCUGCACAGAAAAAAGUUCUUACCGGCGAAGUUGAUAUCGUCACAUUGCAUACAGAAUCAUUCGGUUGGUAAUUAAAAGGCGUACGUAGCAGGGACCUAAGUUCGUCGUGUUAGAGUUACGGAUUCAUUGCGAUAUCAUAUAAUUAGAAAACUUACUUCAGCUUAUCUCAUGCGAAACGACGGGUAGAUAUCCGGGAUGUAUCCCUAUGACGAUUCCGGCGUAAGCAUCGAAUGCGAAAUAAAAAAGAAUUUCAUAAACAAAUGACUUCAAGUUGCAUCUUUCAUCAGCUCACCAGUGCACCCAGCCAAUAUCCACACCACACCACAACAAAGACCGGCGUCCGUCCUCUAAAUGCCAACCAAUUAAAAGCUUGACUCCGUCUCGUUAGGGUAAGCCAGCUACCCCGCAACGGGUACGACCCACCGCGGAUUCAGGUUUUCGGAACCGCCUGGUCCCUAACCUAGCCCUUCUAGCCCACCGCCUAACAGCCCACCCAACCUACAUACGUACC